Molecule: messenger RNA, 1197 nt
Organism: Triticum aestivum (bread wheat)
Lineage: Eukaryota; Viridiplantae; Streptophyta; Magnoliopsida; Poales; Poaceae
Exons: 3
Source: RefSeq, a predicted model, not a curated record
AUGCGUGGAUGGCUCUUCAUACCAGUUUUGCUUCGCAGUCUCAAGCGUGGGCACGCCAUCCGCACUACGCUUGGGGAGGUGAAGCUUCAUGAUCUCGCCGUCACCGACUACUUCAACAAAGUGCCGGGUAUGACUGACACACUUCUCUCCAUUGGCAAGGCGCUUGGUCCGAAGGAGUUCACCUCUUAUGUGCUCAACGGACUGAGUGACGACUAUGAUAAUUUGGUGGAGAAUAUCAAUGGUCAUGACACUCCCAUCAAGCCUGUACUGGACGUGGAGCACGCCUCGAGCUUCCGGAUGAGCAGCCGUCCACGUCCCCUCGGAUGGCUUGUAAGCAAUGACAUCCAUUAUAUUUGGAACCAUGGCCCCAAGUUUGGUGGGGGAUUUGAUUGUCGGUACUGCCCCCUAAUCACUAGAGGAGGAGGUGCAACCUGCUUUAGGGAGCACCUUGGAGGUAUACUAGGUGAAGUGAGGGAGUGCCCCAAUGUUCCAAGAAAUGUGCGUGCUGCAAUAAGGGACUCCCAGGAUGACGCAAGGCGGAAGAAGAGGGAAAAGACAAAUCGUAAACUCCGCUUGGAACGGGAUAUCAUGGAAGGGUUGUACCAUGGAGAAGGGGUGAUAAAUAUUGAAGAAGAUGAUGAUGAACAGAUUCAGGCCGCACUUCGGGAGUCCCUAAGAGACAAGAAUGUCUCUCGUGCAGUUGAGAGGAGGAGAGGGAGUGGGAGUGGUGUUCGUGUGUCGCUUGGGAAACAAAGUAUCACAACAUACUUUGACAAGGAAUUAUCGAGCAACAAAGUAUCAAUGCAACCAAAGAUCAGCAGUGCUUUGAUUGUUGAGUCAGAAGAUGUACUUGGCCAAGCCUGGGCAAUGUUCUUUCAUGCUAAUUACAUUGCUGGUCUGAAAGCAAAUUGUCCCUAUUUUCGUGCGGCAGUCAAGAUAUCUCAAAACCUUGGCCCAACUCCUGUUCCAACUGCUAAGGAGAUUGAUGGGAUUUAUUUGGACAAAAAUUAUGAAGAAGCUGAAUAGUGGCUGAAGAUGUUCUAGCAAGACUAGAGGAACUAUGGCGUAACUGUGAUGUGUGACUCAUGGACAAGGCCUACUGGUAUGUGUCUCAUCAAUUUCAUGGUGUAUUGCAAUGCACGGAUGUUCUUUCAUAAAUCCAUUGAUGCUUUCGGUCAAACUCAGAAUGCAGGUUAG